CAGUCUCUCCUGCUCUUCCUAUCACAAGAUCGCGCUUUGUCUGUUUGGAGAUGUCGAGCGGCCAUCCAAUGAUAUUAGGAAUCAAUAACUAACGCCCAUAUGAAAUGCAACUCACUAUCAAAGAGAGUAAAAACGGGAAACUAUUUAUUGCUCGGGGACCAUCACUAAGGAGUCAUGUGGGUGCAGCUACGGAUGCAUUUGUUUGCAUGAAUAUUUACGACAUUUUAUGCGUAUAAUUUCCACCUGGAUGAAUUCUCUUUUUUCUUCUUCUUCAUUGCAACAAAAGGCCUGCAUUUGCUCAAUUAACAUUAUUCAUCAAGAGACUGCCGAUCUCAAUACAGUUGUCAAAGUUGCUUCUUCGGGGAGUUGAUCUGGCAGGCAAUGAGUUCUUACUUCGUCAAUUCCCUCUUCACUAAAUUUAAAGGAGGCGAUUCUCUGCGCUCCAACUACUAUGACUGCUCAGGAUACGCGCCGGAUCUUGGAGGCAGACCAUCUGUGCUGUACGGUCACAACUCUGGCAAUGCGUUUACGCACGCGGCUCAGUUCCCGGAAUUCUACCACCACGGUACAUCAUCCUUCUCCCACGCGUCUUACCAACAGAACCCGUGCGCGGUAGCUUACCCUGGAGAUGCCACAGGAAACAUCUUGGGCCAGGACAGUUUACAGAGACAGUCGUUCUUCAGCGCACCAGAUGCGGAUUUUACGCAGUUUGGGGAUUGUAAUUUAAAGGUCAGCAGCAUCAGGGAUGAUUUGGAAAGUGCAGAACCGUGCACAGCGCAGCUCUUCCCAUGGAUGAGACCACAAGCUACCGGUCGGAGAAGGGGCAGGCAGACUUACAGCCGCUACCAGACGCUGGAGCUGGAGAAGGAGUUCCUGUUCAAUCCUUACCUGACCCGCAAGCGGCGCAUCGAAGUGUCUCACGCACUGGCCCUCACUGAGAGGCAGGUGAAGAUCUGGUUUCAGAACAGACGUAUGAAGUGGAAAAAAGAACACAACAAAGACAAGUUUCCCUGCAGCAAAGUGGAACAAGAGCAAAUUGAGAGAGAGAGGGGAGAGGGGAGCCAGGUAUCAGAAAAACACACAUCAGGAGAAGAGGACUCGGAGACUUCCAGUAAUUCUAAAUAGUCUGCUGACUAUUAAAACAAGAAACAUCGAUCAACUACAAUUUAAAUAAAAGGUUCAAAGUGUAGAUUUGGACACGCAAAGGCUAUCAAAUACAAAAUCAAUCAUAUAUUCCAUUUACUGCAAACUUGUAUCCAAACGGUGUUUAUUUCCGCUUAUUAUGUUUUGCUGAAUUUUUGUCCUCGAGUAGAUUACUCUUGAGGUUACUGUUGCAGUGAGGGCAUAUGAGGCGAAGGCUAUAUGGUCUGCAUGGGGUCAGUUUCCUAUCCAAAUUAUUGGGAGUCACAAUCCAAGAUAUGUUCUCUUCAGUAACUCUGUUAUAGCCUGUAAGAUGGGAUGAGGAAUCAGCAUUAGUGGGUGCUUUACUGUAUCUCUUACUGUAAGGAAAUGCACUUUUGUGAGAAAUUACUGUUCAGAAAUUAUUAUUCAGGUUUACAGAUCUUCAACCGAACUACCUAAUAUAUGGGUCAUUGCGUCAAUCAUUUUGUCAGUGUAUCCAUGCGUUAUGCUUUCCUGAGAGGGAUGGUUCAAACGCACAAUGUUAUUCUUUAAAAAACAUGCUGUGUAAAUAUCUGAUAUUGCAGUUCCGUGAAGCACUGUUCUAUUGUAUUUUCUAUUGUCUUUAAAUGGAAGUGGUUCCUGAAAGAAGCCACAAUAAAAUUUAAGAAAAGAUUCCAUUUGCCUUUGUUCAUUUUCCUUUCACUGGAUUGUCUCUUGUUUCCACAACACAAACACCCAAAUUAUUGUCACACUUUACAACCAAAGUGAACCAAAAUAAAAGCCUCG
Cyprinus carpio (common carp) is the source of this 1908-nucleotide messenger RNA. RefSeq names its product homeobox protein Hox-B8b. Gene Ontology annotation, molecular function: DNA-binding transcription factor activity, RNA polymerase II-specific; RNA polymerase II transcription regulatory region sequence-specific DNA binding. Gene Ontology annotation, biological process: regulation of transcription by RNA polymerase II. Gene Ontology annotation, cellular component: nucleus. Lineage: Eukaryota; Metazoa; Chordata; Actinopteri; Cypriniformes; Cyprinidae. The record is from RefSeq and is a predicted model, not a curated record.